This is a messenger RNA of Desarmillaria tabescens, 1144 nucleotides long. RefSeq names its product ClpP/crotonase-like domain-containing protein. The transcript has 7 exons. Gene Ontology annotation, cellular component: mitochondrion. The record is from RefSeq and is a predicted model, not a curated record. NCBI's taxonomy places the organism in Eukaryota, Fungi, Basidiomycota, Agaricomycetes, Agaricales, Physalacriaceae. Gene Ontology annotation, biological process: fatty acid beta-oxidation. Gene Ontology annotation, molecular function: enoyl-CoA hydratase activity. Bases 305 to 1144 code for a protein of 279 amino acids.
GGCAAUCACAGGGUCAACUUGGAACGCAAGACAAAUAAAUUUGCAUCUUCGAUUAUCUGAGAACGCGUAGAAAAACAGGAAAUUCACGGACUGUAGCCAUGGAAUUGGAGCGUAAUGAUAUACACUUCAGCCAAAGAGAAUAUUCUGGACCGUCUCAUAAAUUCGACCAUCUGUGUGGACGCAGCGCGGUUUGAGCGUAGCUGCGCUGGGUUGCUUUGACAAUGAGUAAUCUGAUCGGUAUCCCGGUCCGAUUUCCGAUCGAACCAGAUCAUCUAUUAUCCGUUUUUCCCUCGUUUUCCCCACCAUGUCCUCGCCACCCCCACAUUCGUCAGAGCUUAUCCUCGCUUUCCCUUCCCCCCACAUUCUCCUGCUUACCCUGAACCAUCCGGGUGCCCUCAACUCUGUCACCUCUGAGCUCGCAGACGAGCUGUGUGCUGUGCUCGAUUGGUUCGAGCGUGAGAGGGAGUUGUGGGUUCUGGUUCUGACAGGGGCUGGACGCAUGUUCUGUGCUGGAGCAGAUCUGAAGGGGUGGGAUAACCGUCUUGUUCGUGCUGCGUCAAGCGAUCAGGCCGAUAUCAGUGCGAACAAAUAUGGAUUUGCAAGUAUUUCUAGGAGGCUCACGGCGAAGCCCAUUGUGGCUGCUGUUAACGGGGGUGCGUACGGUGGAGGAAUGGAGAUUCUGUUGAAUUGUGACUUAGUCGUCGCGGAUGAGAAUGCAAAGUUUGCCCUUCCGGAGGUGAGAAGGGGCGUGGUGGCUCUCCAAGGAGGUAUACCUCGGUUAGCGCAUAUUGCCGGACAUCAGCGGGCCAGCGAGAUGUUACUCCUUGGUAAGACAAUAACGGCAAAAGACGCUUAUGAGAGGUUCGGAUUCAUCAAUACGCUGACUUCUUCGACAGCUGUCUUGCCGACGGCUCUCGGAUACGCCAGGGAGCUUGUUGAGAAAUGCUCCCCUGACUCGGUACAGACCACGAAGAGAGCGCUGAUUCUCGCUGAAGACAGCAAUCGUUCCGUAUUGGAUGCAUCGUGGAGUGUAGAGAGCAGCAGACUUUUCGUGAGAGAUGAAAACUUAAAGGAAGGUUUGAGGGCAUUUGUUGAAAAACGUUCUCCAGUCUGGAAGAAUCCGAGCGCAAGUGCAAAGCUGUAG